AUGACAACAAGCUCACAAAUGUCAAAACUUAGAUAGAGGUUAUAAUUUAAACUUUAUAUUUUUUCUACAGCUGCUGCUGUAAAAUAGCUCUCAAACUAUUCAUGAUAAAACAACCAAGAAUACUUACAAAUUAAUCAAAAUCCAUUUCUAAAGCUAUACUUCACAUUGGCACGGAAUUUGUGAACUUUAUCUGGUCAUUGAGUCAUGGAUGCUGACGAUGAUGUACCUGCACUCUCUGCGGAGACAUUCGCAGCCCUCCAGGAGUUCUAUGCUGAGCAGCAGAAGCGACAGGAGAUACUUGACAAGCUAGAAGCUGAUAAUAAGCUUAAAGAAAAUAUUCUGUUUGAUGAAAAUUGGCAACUGAGCCAGUUCUGGUACGACGAGACAACAGUGCAGGCCCUAGUACGUGUCGUGGAUAAGACACUGGGCGCAGGGGGGCGCGUAGCGCUCAUUUCCUGCCCCACACUGUUCGUGCCAGUCAAGCGACAAGUGGGAGAUAGGGCUACAGUGACGCUGUUAGAAUACGACCGUCGUUUCGAAGUGCAUGCUCCAGACUUUGUGUUCUACGACUACAACUGUCCAGACAAGUUGCCUCCAGAACUCCUUGGCUCCUACGACCUGGUGGUGGCAGAUCCUCCCUUCCUCUCCGAAGAGUGCAUCACUAAGACUUCACAGACUAUUAAACUUAUGGCCAAGGAUAAAAUAAUAGUGUGUACAGGAGCCAUAAUGAAAGACAAAGUGAAGGAACUGUUAGGACUCAAUUUGUGUGAGUUCCAACCUCAUCAUAGAAACAACUUGGCCAAUGAAUUCUCUUGUUACGCUAAUUUCGAAUUGGAUGACAUUUUGAGAUGAUUCUUUCAUUUGUUUAUUUAUUUUUAAGUGUAUCGGUGUAAUGGCAUUUAUUGUCCUAAGUGUACAAUAUUUAUACGAGUAUGUUACUACAUAAUGUAUACAACAUAGUUGGCUAAGACAAGAAUUAAAAUAUAAAUAAAUAUUUAAGAAAGA
This is a messenger RNA of Spodoptera frugiperda (fall armyworm), 1005 nucleotides long. Its product is annotated as EEF1A lysine methyltransferase 1. Bases 205 to 852 code for a protein of 215 amino acids. The transcript has 4 exons. The record is from RefSeq and is a predicted model, not a curated record. Gene Ontology annotation, molecular function: protein-lysine N-methyltransferase activity; nucleic acid binding. Gene Ontology annotation, biological process: methylation. NCBI's taxonomy places the organism in Eukaryota, Metazoa, Arthropoda, Insecta, Lepidoptera, Noctuidae.